UUGAUUUGUUGCCGAACCUGCGUCGUCAACGCUCUUGGUGUUUGUCCCCAAAUAUACCAGUAUUUGGAAACUGAAACCAUUUUUCCAUUGAUUUCACAAAAAGGCAAUGGCAAUGGCAGCUCAGCUGGCAUGGAAAUCUAUUUUCCUUAUUAAAUUUGCAGGAAGAAGCAUAAGCAGAAUCUCAAGUAAUGGCAGUUGUAUGGCCAAUUAUCGUCAUAGUUUCUUCUGUAACAGUCCAAAUACGACAACGAUAACAAGCGGGCGCCCACAAUUCCCACGGUGUUGCUUCACUCACCGCGCUGCUAGUAGUGAAAUUGGAAGCAAAUAUUUGGAAUUAACUGAUGAGGAACUCAUGAAACAGUGCGAGAUGGACACAUUCAAGUCGUCGGGCCCUGGUGGUCAGCACCGCAACAAGCGCGAGUCCGCCGUCCGCCUCAAACACCUGCCCACCGGUAUUAUUUCUCAGGCUGUUGAGGACCGUUCGCAGCACAAGAAUCGAGCUUCAGCUUUAAAACGACUACGCACCCUUUUAGCCCUCAAAGUUAGGAACGCUCUGGAUCUUGAUGCAUAUUCGCCGCCUCAUGAGCUUCUUCAAAUUCUGCCUCCUAAGUCCACCAUUAGGGGGUCAGAUUGCGGUCCGCAAAUUGGGCCUAAUAAUCCUAAGUUUAUUUUGGGAAUGCAAGCGUUGCUGGACUUAAUCUUUGCUGUUGAGGGUUCUAUAUCGGAAGCAGCAAAAUUUCUGGGGUUAAACUCUGGAGCACUAUCACGAUUGAUAUUAUCACCGGAAAUGCUCAGAUGACCAUAGAUCUUACUAGUAAGCAAGAAGUAUUAGUCUUUAAAUGAGAAUUAGUAAGUGAAGGGUAUGAAUUAUUUAAGAAUCAUCUAGAAGCCCAUAAUCAGUAUUGUCCCAUAAUCAGUAUUGUGAUUGUAGAGAGUAUCAGAAAACUUUAGCUUUGUUUUAUAUUAUUAUUAGGUUCUUAGAUAAUUUAAUUAUAGAUAAUAAUUUUUAAUCUAAGAAUCUCAAUACUUAUUUCAUAAUCUUGCGCUAGCUUCCCCUAUUGGUAUCAGAGCUUGUUGAAGAAGGUCUAUCCACAGAGUCUAGUGAAACCCAAGUCACGUAUCCGUCGUGGCCCUAGCGUGAAAUUGCUUGAAGGCUUUAGGAGUAAAUCGUUGACAGUGAUUUAGAUUUAUGGAUAUAUUAUUCGAAAAUUUUUCUAGUCUCUCUAGGAGUACUAGUGGAAAGAAAAAUAAAAAAACAAAGAAUAAAAAUAGUGGAACAAGCAAGAAGAGCUCAUAGAGAAACAUCAAGAAAAAUACAUAUUCCUUCAUGUGGGAAUAGUACAAGUUGCAUUAAAACCUACAAUUAGGCUAGGUUUAAAUACCUCAGCUAUACUUUGUGUCAGAGAUAAAAGGUAUAAUAAGUUUAAUGACUCAUUAGGAGUUAUAGAAUCUUCUUUAUGUGAUAGACCUAUCUAUUUCUCUUGUUAUCCAAGCCUCAUUCUGUCUUCGACGGAUUCACACAUAAUAAAGGCUAUAAUAUGAUGCCCGGCUCUGAAAGCAUAAUCCUAAUUUAUAGGAUUCAUUAUAAAACAAUGAACAUGGUAGUACUUAAUUUAAGGGAAGAAGCAACUAAGCUGAUUACUCUCAAAAGAGCCACUAAUUUAUUUGUGACAAAUCUGUCUAGUGGGAAUCUUAUGGGUCCAAAAUCUAUACAGUGGGAUUACGUUAAUCUACUUGAGAAUUUGAUUCUAGAGGAAGCAGUACCUCCUAAAAUGGUGGAUUCUAUUUCGCUGCAGUUUAUAAUUGAAACCAAGAAAGAAACAGUAGCAAUCUCUUUAACUAGAAAUAGGAGCAUUAUCGAUGUGAGGAGAUCGUUUUUGGGAACAUCUAUAGCUUCUGAACCUUUACCACCUAGAUCUUCAAUAUCUUCAUUCGAGCCUCUUAAUCGGAGCACUUCGAUAGGUGAAAUGCAUGGAACAGAAGAAAAAAUUGCUCAAUUAGUUUAUGAAAAGGAAAGCCCAAAAAGCCCUACUCCUUCAGACAUGGGCUAUAACAAAGAAAGUGUUGUUUCUAGACCAUUUAAAAUAAUAAUAUUGGAAAGAAAAGAAACACAUUUAAUAAAUGGUUUUAUCUUAAUUUUUCUGAGGAUGAACAAAAGGUUUGGCUAAAAAGAUUCGAAGCCGAUAAGCAAAAGGAAGGGACUAAAACUUUCCCUGAAUUUUUAAAACAUUGUUUUUUCUUAAAAGGAAUAAAGUUUUCUGAUUAUGAUGAUACUGUUUUCCUUAACAUCCUUGAAUCAACAUAUAAGAAUUUUAUUACAAGGGAAAAAUAGUAAAAGGUGUGCAUCCUCCUGUCACUCAUGUCUCCCAUAAAAUAUCAGAUUCAAUAUAUGUUGAAUGCACUCCUUUUGCUCAAGAAGGAAAAGACAGAUCAAUAGUUCAGCAACAAAACUUUGCAAAUCUAAGUCUCCAUACUAUUGGUCAACAACUUAGUUGAGUCAAAAGCCAAGUUUCAAAGUUUAAAACAAUGACCGACUACAUUCCUAUUUAAACCCAUGGAGUAUGAUCUUGAACUUUCUAACAUGCAAGUUCAUUUUCUUUAUUGGUCACCUAACAUGACAAUCAAGAUUUUCUUUCUUUUAACUCUUAUACAAACAAUAGUUUCUAUGGUAUACUUGAUUUCUUUUUUCUGUUGAAAAUUAUUUAUCCAAUUAUUUGUCCCAUUCCUUGGUUUGCUUGAUUAGAAAGAAAGUGCUUUUCCUAUUUAUGCUUUGAAAUAGAUUGUUCAUCAAGUUUGAUGGAUGAGUUGAUUUAAAUAAUCCCACUCCCACAGGUUAAACACUGGAGCACUGUCACGAUUGAUAUUAUCAGAUGACUCUCUUCGCAUGGCAGUGAAUGAAUUGCGAACCUCCAAG
This is a messenger RNA of Manihot esculenta (cassava), 2914 nucleotides long. RefSeq names its product peptide chain release factor 1. Gene Ontology annotation, cellular component: chloroplast. The record is from RefSeq and is a predicted model, not a curated record. The coding region runs from base 107 to 799 and encodes 230 amino acids. Gene Ontology annotation, biological process: translational termination. Gene Ontology annotation, molecular function: translation release factor activity. Lineage: Eukaryota; Viridiplantae; Streptophyta; Magnoliopsida; Malpighiales; Euphorbiaceae. The transcript has 5 exons.